Oncorhynchus masou masou (cherry salmon) is the source of this 2252-nucleotide messenger RNA. RefSeq names its product cold shock domain-containing protein C2-like. Lineage: Eukaryota; Metazoa; Chordata; Actinopteri; Salmoniformes; Salmonidae. Gene Ontology annotation, cellular component: cytoplasm. The record is from RefSeq and is a predicted model, not a curated record. Gene Ontology annotation, molecular function: mRNA 3'-UTR binding. The coding region runs from base 561 to 1040 and encodes 159 amino acids. The transcript has 4 exons. Gene Ontology annotation, biological process: regulation of mRNA stability.
AAGCCAGUGUCUUCCAGGCCAAAUGAAUGUGUCAUAUUCUGAUCUUGAUUUUGGUUAUUUUUUACUUAAACCAUUACAUGAAGGAAUAAAUCAGUAUGGUUUACAAUACGAAUACUGAAAUGUUUAACGUAAUAACUGAUUUGACACGUAUGAGCAUAGCAGUCUUGUUAUGCCUACAAAUUUUUCAGCAAACAAGCAUCACGCCCAUUCUCUUCACUACCAUGGUGUGAUCUCAGCCAGCGGCAGCUGCGCAGCCUCAACAACACACUGCAGAUCAGGGUAUUCCGCGACUACGCGUAUUUACUGGAGUUAUUUAUUUAAUUGAUGUUAUAUAAUAGUAAAUGACAAGGCACACACCCGUCCUCUACCGACAAAACGGACUCUAGCAAUGCAGCCCCUUAAGAAACUUGCUGAAACAAACUGACCUGUGUACUCAAUAGCAAGAUAUAUUAAAGCAGCGACAGUGAGCAGACAAACACAUAACUGGAGUGUCAGCAUCAGGUCAGGUGGUGAAGAACUAGUAAAGUGGUAAGAAGAGCGACCUGGCCCGUGCCUCAGCCAUGACAGACCCCAGCCUGACAUCCCCCUCAGAGGCCCCUCUGCGCUCCCCCCGGGCUGCACCCCUUUCCCUCUCCUUCCCCUUCUUGAGGGAGGGCAGCCGUGUGUGGGAAAGGGGCGCGCCACCCCAGCCCCGGUCACUGCCCAGCCCACUGCCCACCAAACGCAACCGCACCUAUUCAGCCACGGUGCGGGCCACCUCAGGGCCAGCGUUUAAGGGCGUGUGCAAGAGCUUCUGCAGGUCACAAGGUCAUGGCUUCAUCCAUCCUUCCAAUGGCGGAGAUGACAUCUUUGUUCACAUCUCAGAUAUCGAGGGCGAGUAUGUCCCAGUAGAAGGAGAUGAGGUAACAUACAAAGUCUCCCGGAUCCCACCCAAAAACCUGAAGAUCCAGGCCGUGGAGGUGAAGAUUGUUCAUCUGAACCCAGGGACGAAGCAUGAGACCUGGUCUGGCCAGAUCAUCAGCCAGCUAGAUGAGAGCUAGGCUUCAGCGCUGGCCUGUUUAUCUACAGGGAGGGCUAGAGUGGGAGGUGGAGGGGUCUGGCUAGGGCAGGCAGGGACGGCCAACUGGUGCUGGAGAGUCUGUCUAAAUCAGGUGUGCUAGAGCUGGGCUGAAACAAAACUCUAGAUACACUGACUGGCUCCUCAGGACACAAGUUGGCCAUCCGUGAACUAGGAUGUGGUUGGUACAGACUGGAUUGAUAAGUCAUAAAAGCAAGUAAGGGAGGAGAAUAUGUUCAACCAGAAGGUACUGAAAAUGGGUGAGGGGACAGAGCAGAGUGGUGGAGGAAAUAGAAUGAGAAAUCCGACACCAUUUUGAGGAGAAGCAUUACUAUUGGUAUGAAAUCAAAAUGAGGUUGGAGAGAAAAUAACUGACGAAGGUUUAGAGGUACAGAAUCGGAAACGUCUGAUUGAGAGAGCAAUUGAGAAGGGAGGGAGAGAUGUCAUGGGAGACAAAAAAAAGCUUGGAAGAAUGAUUUAUAUUUUACUGUGAAUGGAAAAGCCACUAUUAAUAUUCUCGAGGUACACAACCAUCUUUGUAUUUAUAUAUAUUUAUUUGAUCAUUUUGUUUAGAUUUUUUUGUAUCCGUUAGUUUUGAGGUUACUGGAUUUAAGUUUUGGGUAUUGUAGUCAAACAAAUGCACUUAAAAACUUGAACUUCCAUUUUGAAAUACUGCCAAGCCGACUACAACUCCUAUUAGGCUUUAUCAUGUGGCAAUAUGUAGUCCUGUUUGCAAAUUGUAACUCACCAUGAUGGUAUGAGAAAAUUACUGCAAGGUUUUUGAAACUAUUUGAAUCUUUUCUAUUGUCUGAGAGACACUGUAACACACUGUCAAUGGACUUGAAAUACAUUUUAAUGUUUUUGUUUAAGUUCUGAUAUGAUCAUUUGAUUGUUACUGAACCAUUAUUCAUAUUUGUUUCAUGUCUGCCUAUUAUGUUUAGCAUUUCUCCAUAUUUAGGACAUUUCUAUGCAUAUUUAUAUCCUUCAUUCUUAAUGUUUUGGGUUGUUUUAUUUCAUAUUUUAGUUUUAGUUAAAAUGCUAGGUUUUCCAUUGGUCACAGUUCAGAGCAUUUUCUGUUACACAAGCCACUGUGGCUAUAGUUUACCCUCAUUUCUAUGUGAGCCUUGAAAGAGCACUAAUAACAUUUUAUGAUUCACAAUUAUGAUGGCUUAUUUUAGUAUUUAUUUUUGGAGAU